CAAACGUUGAACCAGAAAGUCCAGUUAUGUAUUCUCAUCAGACUUUGCUAAUGUUGGUAAAGCACCCUGCUUCCUGAACUCUUAUUGUCAAAGAGAGCGAGGAAGCAGCAUCUGGCACUCCUGAGGUGCGGUGUCACAAUGCAUAAGAGCCAGAAGAUCACAGGUGGAAACACGGUGUUCUACAGACCAGUUGCAAAGACAGCGGAGGUGAGAUCUGGAUACCUGUUCAAGUCUCCUCCCCAAAAACCGCUCUUGACAGAGAAAUCAUGGAAGAAGCGGUACUUUGUGCUUUUCAAAGUCAGUGAGGAAGAAUACCUACUGAAGUACUUCAGGAGUGCAGAGGAAAGGCAAAGUCCGCUUGGAGGGAUAGACUUAUCACAGAUAGUGUUGUUACAAGUUUCCCCUCAACAACACCACAGAUGGGGAUGGGUCCAGAAAAGCUUCAAGUGUUCUCCAUCAUGUGUGCUCUUUAUCAGGGCAGCUGGCAGGGAAUACUUCCUCGUUGGGGAGACAAGUGAAGAAGUGGACGGCUGGUUCUCUGACCUGUACGAGGCCCUGAAAACUCGACCACAUAAAUGUUCAGAGGAAACGUCAAAUGGGAAUCAAAUUAUUGAGGUUAUUUCGAAACCCCUUAUGAGGCAAAAGAAUUCUGCCACAGUGCCUGAACAGUCGAUGCUGAAAUUUCGGUCCAUGUCUGAUCCAUUGUCCAAUGCUGUGGAUAAUGACACUGACAAAUCAAAGACUGAAGAAUAUAUCAGAAGACGUGCAUCAGAGCCUUUGAAUCCAAUCUACGACAUUCCCAGACCCUACUUAGGACCAUCACCAGUGUCCAGUGGCACCGCCCGUCGCAAAAGCUUGGACUCAAUAUAUAUGCCGAUGAUGGAAUUUAGAAAUUAUGCACAAGUGGCUCUGGCAGCGGACCGGGAAGUUGAGCAAGUCACUGCUGGCACCCUGAUGAGGUCUGUAAAUCAGGUCUUUGACAAACUGAAGACUCAGAUUUCACCACUUCCUCCAUUCGAUGAGGAGACAGUCUCUGAUGACAGAGGUAAACACUCACGUCCACUGUCAGAUCUCAGCACCAGUUCCAGUGACAACAGUGUCAUCUCUCCUGUAGACAUGCUGGAUACACCAAUUGUGCUAACACUGGAAAAAGAAAGCUCUUCUGAGAGGUGAGAUUACAAAAUAAUGAAAUCCAAAGAAGCCCCUACCAAGUAGACACUAUUACCUCUUUUGGUGGGAAUUUCAACUGAACCAGAGUUAGUAUGGCAUCUGGAGAAUCAAAGCAUUGACACCAUCAUCCCAGAGGAGAGAGACUUUGAGAUCCAGCAGGGACAUUUGAAAAAACACCUGACACUAACAGAUGUGGAUGGAAAACCAAGUGUGUCUGCAUGGACAGGCCAGCCGCAGACUGUGUGCCUCUUCCACAAAGGAGACGAAAUUCUGGCCAUUAAUGACUUGCACUGUGGCAGCGUGGAGGAGUUCAACAUGUACCUCAGCAAGUCUCUCAAGAAUGAUGUGAAAGUGACCAUCCUGCGUCGUCCUGGAUGCCCUCCUCUGCAUUCACCAAGCGGCCAUUGUAUUGAAUGAAUGCAAACUUACUUCCACAAUAUGUUGGUUUGUACCAUAUAUUGAUCCCCUUAAAAACGGACAGUAUUUUCCCCGAGCUGUAGGCAUUUCCUAUUGAUCCAUCACUCUAGAGGUUUACCUGAUUCAAGCGUCUAGAGGAGCUUAAAGUGAAAUCUCCAAAAAUCUCAAAUCUCAUGACUCAAGUUAUAUAUAUAUUUAGCUGCCAAGCAUUGGUUUUGUGACGUGCAAUGACUUGCAGUUUUAGCAGAGAUUGACCUUUAAUGUCAUUAUGUGUUGUAGUGUGUGUAGAUAAGCAUUCUGGGAAAGGAAACAAAGGAAAGGGUUUUACGGAAACACAUUUCCUCAUACCGCUCUUCUGACCGCAAAUGUCUUGGGUUUUUUUAAGUACAAGACCUAAUGUGUAAAAAAUUGUAUAUACACUUUGUAAGAAAGCUAUUUUUAAUAAUGAACCUCAAUCUAAGAAGAGAGGAAGUGACUUAAUGUGAUUUUUAAAACAUCAAGAUGAUGUAAGGUGUUAGAAAAGAUCCUUUGAAUUAACAUUUAUGAUCGAAAUGAAGGAAUUCAAUAUAUUUAAAAGAGAUCAAAAGUUAAAACAAAUGUUCUUACUUGAACUGAGUUGUAGUGUGAAUGUCCUCACUGAGCAAUGCUGGUUCCUUUCCAGUUUGCUCUGUAUGUGGCACCUGUGAUCAAAUUAAUUUGUAAUCUAAUGCAUGUCAAAGGACGCCUACUAGACAAUAAUACAAAGGGUGUAUUGUUUGUCCAAAUGUCUUUGUUGUUAUUGUGUGUCCACAUUUAAAAAAGCUUAUGUCCAAAUGAUUCCUUUCCUCGUCAUUUAAGUCUGCUUUGACAGUGAUCACAGAGGAUGAAUGAUGAAACAGAUUGCAGAACAAAUAUUUCACGUCAUCCACCACACCUUAGGGUGAGUCUUGUGAAUUCAUAUGCAGAGAGGGUAGUGUUUCUCCUCUGACUGCUUCAUCCGUUUCUCUAUGAUUUAAAGCUGUACACUUUGCUUGGAUUGUAAUUUUAAUAUAGCUUGGGAAGAUGGUUUCUAAUCCUUUUUAAAUGAUGUCUGGUGACCAAAGCCACUCCUACACAGACAACAUCAAAUGGAAAUUAUCUGCAAGGAUGGUUCACUUGAAGUGCUACAAUUCCAGUCUGAGCUUUAUAACUGUUAUCACCAAAUACAAAAGCAUCUGACAUUGUUAAUAUUCUGCUGGCAUCGUAUACGCCUUAUCGAGAUUAUUGCUUUAAGUUUAAAUUGAGCUAUUAAUCAGAGAUGAGGACACUGUUCACAACAUGUAUUUCUCAAGCUGUGCUGUAUUAUAAAAUCGCUGUUAUACAUAAAAGUAUUCUUUCAGA
Messenger RNA from Eleginops maclovinus (Patagonian blennie), 2946 nucleotides. Its product is annotated as pleckstrin homology domain-containing family S member 1-like. The coding region runs from base 139 to 1173 and encodes 344 amino acids. The transcript is spliced from 15 exons. NCBI's taxonomy places the organism in Eukaryota, Metazoa, Chordata, Actinopteri, Perciformes, Eleginopidae. The record is from RefSeq and is a predicted model, not a curated record.